This is a messenger RNA of Gavia stellata (red-throated loon), 932 nucleotides long. RefSeq names its product coiled-coil domain containing 134 (gene CCDC134). The transcript is spliced from 8 exons. The coding region runs from base 178 to 867 and encodes 229 amino acids. The record is from RefSeq and is a predicted model, not a curated record. Lineage: Eukaryota; Metazoa; Chordata; Aves; Gaviiformes; Gaviidae.
CGUGGAUCCCGGUACUGGUACCCGGCCCGCAGGAGGCGGCUCAGGAGAUGCCUCUGCAGGAGCUGCUGCUGCUUCCGUAAUUGCCGGUGGCUGCUGCUCGGCUCCGUGGAAACCUCAUCCCUGCGGACAGGCUGCCUUGAGUCCUGCUGCCUGGAGGCCAAGGCUGUGGCAGCCGACAUGGAUUUUCUCUUCAUCUGGCCCUUUUUGCUGGCACUGCUGCUGUCCUGGGGCAGCUUCGCAGACCUGGAAAAACAGAGGAUGGACUCUGGCUUGGAAAUCUAUAAGAAGCUGUUUGAGGUGAAGCGCAAGGACCAGAUGAACGCGCUGAAGAACCUGAUCGAGCUCAACGACGUCAACCAGCAGUACAAAAUCAUUGACAUCAUGCUCAAGGGACUCUUCAAAGUGCUGGAGGACUCCCGGGCUGUGCUCAUCGCUGCUGAUGUGCCUCCUGACGGGCCUUUCCCUCAGGACGAGAAGAUAAAGGAUGCGUACUCCCACGUGGUGGAGAACACCGCCUUCUUCGGGGAUGUCGUCCUGCGCUUCCCCAAGAUCGUGCACCACUACUUUGACCGCAACUCCAACUGGAACAGCCUCAUCCGCUGGGGCAUCGGCUUCUGCAACCUGACGGGCGUGUUUGAGCAGGGACCCCACUCCCAGGUCCUGGGGCUGAUGGCUCAGGAGCUGGGAAUCAGCGAGAAAUCACCUGAUUACCGCAAUCCCUUUAAAACGGACCACCCCGAGUUUUUCCCCAGUGCUGACACCUUCCAGAAGGCGCUGCGGGAGGAGGAGAAGCGGAGGAAGAAGGAGGAGAAGCGGAAGGAGAUACGCAAGGGACCGCGCAUCUCCCGCUCGCAGUCAGAGCUGUAGUGUGCGGGAGCUUGCGCCUCGCGGCAGGGGUGACACCGCCGGGAUGCGGAGCGGCUGGCUCCCUC